This is a messenger RNA of Clonostachys solani, 4311 nucleotides long. NCBI's taxonomy places the organism in Eukaryota, Fungi, Ascomycota, Sordariomycetes, Hypocreales, Bionectriaceae. The record is from the annotation of a GenBank genome assembly.
AUGGCAGAUGAAAAGCUUCAUAAGACGUCUGAUGAGGUAGCCCUCGGCUCGGGCCGCCUAGAUGAUGAUUUGUUAUCCAUUGCCAGACAGCUCACCGGAGCUUCUCAGUCCGUCAGUGCCGAAUUGAAAGCCUAUGAUCCGCAACCUGGCAGCCAACUCGACCCCAAAUCACCGACCUUUGAUGCCCGCUCCUGGGUUAGAGCACUCAUAAAUCUGACCGAGUCUGAUCCUGAGAUGACUCCUCCACGGUUUCUCGGCGUCGCCUUUCGAAAUAUGAGUGCUUUUGGUUGGACGAGCGGUACCGAGAGCCAGCCAACAGUGACUAACAUGGUACUGCGCGCAUUGGCAGCUGUGGGAAAUAUGCUUGGAUUACAUCAGAGGCGCAGGAGGGUUGAUAUCCUGCGAGAUUUCGAGGGCAUUGUCGAACAGGGAGAGCUUCUCCUGGUGCUUGGCCCUCCUGGAUCUGGAUGCAUUGAUCCCGUCCACAUAAAAAAGAGCCUCCGCGCCGACGUCCUGUACAACGCCGAAGUCGACGCACAUCUAGCCCAUCUCACAGUCGGAGAAACCCUCACCUUCGCUGCACGAUGUCGUUCCGCCCGCCACGUCCCGCAGGGCGUCACAAGAGAGCAAGUCGACAACACGCUACGCGACGUGAUGAUGGCAACCUUUGGCAUUGGUCACACCUUUAACACUCGUGUCGGUGAUGAGUUUGUACGGGGUGUCAGUGGCGGCGAGAGGAAGCGUGUCAGUAUAGCCGAAGCGGCUCUCACAGGAGCCAAGUUUCAGUGCUGGGACAAUAGCACUCGAGGUCUGGAUAGUGCCAACGCUAUCAACUUCUGCGAAAACUUGCGUUUGCAAGCUGAUAUGAUGGGUAUUGCCGCUGCCGUCGCACUGUACCAAGCUCCCCAGUCCGCUUAUGAGCAAUUUGACCGCGUCAUCGUACUGUACGAAGGGCGGCAGAUCUUUUUCGGUAAGAUCUCAGAAGCUAAGGAAUACUUUGAAAACCUAGGGUUCGAAUGUCCCAAUCGCCAAACGACGCCGGACUUCCUGACCUCCAUGACAAGCCCAGGAGAGAGGUACCCAAAGCCUGGGUUUGAAAAUCGAGUCCCUCGAAGCCCCGACGAGUUUGCUGCCCGAUGGCGCGAGAGUGAGCACCGACAGCGGCUGGCAGACGAGCUCAACGCAUACGAGAAGAAGCACCCGUCUGAGGAACGGCUGGAAGAGUUCAACAACUCCAGGCGGGCGCAGCAGGCAAAGAGCCAGCGACUUCGGUCCCCUUACACCAUCUCGUAUUAUCAGCAGGUGCGGCUGACGCUGUGGAGAGGGUACGUACGUUUGAAAGCGGACCCGACAUUCACAGUCGCCAAUCUGCUUUUCAACACGAUUGUCGCCUUGCUCCUUGGUAGCAUGAAUUAUGGCAUGAAGGAUGAUACUUCGUCGCUGUACUACAGAGGAUCGGUCGUCUUCUUUGCCAUCUUGUUCAAUGCCUUCGCCAGCCAAUUGGAGGUUCUGACCGUCUAUGUCGAGCGACCCGUGGUUGAGAAGCAUAACAAGUAUGCCUUCUACCACCAGUCGACCCAGGCGAUUGCGAGCUAUCUGACCGACCUUCCGUACAAAGCUGUCAACAUGUUCAUCUUUAAUGCGACCAUUUACUUCCUCGCCCAUCUGCGCCCCGGUGCCGGUCACUUCUUCUUCUUCUGCUUGACGACAUUUUUGCUCACCCUUGUUAUGUCCUCUCUGUAUCGGUGGUUGGCAAAUAUCACAAGGACCGCAUACCAGGCAAUGGUACCCAGCGCAAUCUUGAGUUUCGCAUUCAUGAUCUACACAGGGUAUACGAUUCCUACUAACUAUAUCCCUACGUGGUCCCGAUGGAUUAAUUACAUCAACCCGUUUGCAUAUGCCUUUGAGUCUCUUAUGGUGAAUGAAUUUCACAACAGGCAAUUUCCCUGUGCCCAGAUCAUCCCACAAGGACCCGGAUACGAUGGCAUUCCUCUCGAAUCCCAGGUUUGUUCAUCCGUGGGUGCUCUCCCAGGCUCAACAACCGUGGAUGGAGACAGGUACAUUGGGCUGACCUACGAGUACUACAAUACACACAAGUGGAGAAACAUCGGAAUCCUAUGCGCCUUCUGGUGCUUCUUCUCCGUCAUCUACAUCCUGGCCGCCGAGUUUGCUAAGCCCCCGAAGAGCAAAGGCGAGGUCCUAGUCUUCCCUUCGGGUAAAAUGCCUAACCAACUAGGCAAGAAAGGAGCUAAAGACAUUGAGCUGCAACCUCCCCUCCGUGAUCUCAGCGUCGAAAAACAACAGGAUGGCUCCUCGAAUGUGGGUGUCGGUUUGGCAACUGAUACAGCCGUAUUCCACUGGGAAGAUCUCUGCUAUGAUAUUCAGGUUAAGAAGGAAAAUCGCCGUAUCCUGGAUCAUGUCGACGGCUGGGUCAAGCCAGGAACUGCAACUGCACUGAUGGGUGUUUCGGGGGCUGGCAAGACUACACUACUAGAUACCCUCGCGAAUCGAGUCACAAUGGGUGUAGUAACCGGCGAUACAUUAAUUAAUGGCGACCCAACAGAUAAUUCCUUCCAACAUCGUGUUGGUUAUGUCCAGCAACAGGAUUUACACCUGAAUACCUCCACAGUCAGAGAAGCUCUCGAGUUCAGCGCCCUCCUGCGCCAGUCCGUCGAAAUAUCCAAGAAGGACAAAUUAUCAUACGUGAACCAGGUAAUUGAGAUGCUUGAGAUGGAAAGCUUCGCAGAUGCUGUUGUGGGUGUCCCUGGGGAAGGCCUCAACGUUGAACAAAGAAAGCGUCUCACUAUCGGUGUCGAAUUGGCAGCCCGACCUCAACUUCUACUCUUCCUUGACGAGCCAACGUCCGGCUUAGACUCACAGACCUCAUGGGCUAUCUGUCAGUUGAUCAAGAAGCUCACCCGGAAUGGCCAAGCGGUACUCUGUACAAUCCAUCAGCCUUCGGCCAUCCUGUUCGAUCAGUUCGAUAGGUUGCUAUUGCUCGCACCAGGUGGCAAGACGGUGUAUUUUGGAGAACUUGGAAAUAAAUCAAGGAAUUUGAUUGAUUAUUUUGAACGAAAUGGCGCUCAGAAAUGCCCCGUCGAAGGCAAUCAAGCAGAGUGGAUGCUUGAUGUCAUUAAGCCCCCCAUGGAUGGAAGCGACGGGAUCGACUGGCACAAUACGUGGCGGACUUCCCCUGAGUACCAGAAUGUCAAAGCUGAGCUGGCACGACUGCGAAGCCUCGCGAGCGCCAACGAGGAAACAGCCCUUCAAAGAACCGGCGAAGCGUCCCAGCAUCGGGAAUUUGUGGCCUCGUUCUGGACCCAGAUGCUACUCGUUAUUGACCGCACAUGGAAGCACUUUUGGCGCUCGCCUGUGUACAUAUGGUCCAAGACCAUCCUUGUCGUCGUUUCGUCGAUCUUUAUUGGAUUCAGUUUCGUCGCGGAGAAUACCAUUCAGGGCUUACAUAACCAACUCUACGCCAUCUUUAUGUUUCUUAUUAUGUUCCAGAACAUCAACGAGCAGAUCAUGCCCAUGUUCGAACCGCAGCGGGCCUUAUUCGAAGUCCGCGAACGGCCUUCAAAGAUUUACAAAUGGACAGUUUUCCUCCUCACAAAUAUCUUAGUAGAAGCUUGCUGGAAUACAUUCAUGGCUGUCGCGGCUUACUUCUGCUGGUACUACCCCGUGGGAUUCUACAUCAACACCACAGCCGAGAACUCCGCUCUGCGCGGAUUCCGGGUCUUUUUGUUUCUCUGGAUGUUCAUGUUGUUUACAAGUACGUUCUCGCACUUUGCGAUCACUUGGAUGCCCACGGCCGAAGUGGCAGGCGUCCUCGCUGCGCUACUGUGGAUCUUCUCGUUGGUUUUCUGCGGCGUCGCAAUCCCACCCGUGGACUUCCCCAACUUCUGGAGGUGGAUGUUCCCUGUUUCCCCUGCCACCUAUCUUGUCGGAGGCGUCAUGUCCGCAGCCCUCGCCGGCGCAAACGUCACAUGCUCCGCGGCCGAAAUACUUCAUCUGAUCCCGCCAGACAACUCGACUUGCGGCGCAUUCUUGUCAGGUUUUGCUGAUGCCGCCGGUGGGCUCCUGCUGAAUCCGGAAUCGACGGAGGAGUGCAGUUACUGCCCCCUCAGGACAACCGACCAGUUUCUGUCCCGGUUCGAGAUCUAUAUUAAGGAUAAUUGGAGGAACUUUGGUUUGAUGUGGGUGUAUAUUCUCUUCAAUGUUGGAUGUGCAAUGGGGCUGUACUGGCUUUGCAGGAUGCCGAAGGGGAAAGGGGUUAAACGUGCGAACAAGAAGGAAUCUGUUGGCAGUUAA